AUGGAGAAGCAGGGCGGGAAAAAAAAUGAGGCGGCAGUCGGUCCCGUAAGAAGUCUGACCUUCAAAACCCCCGAACUGCGAAAAUUCCUACACGACAUCUGCUUGAAGUAUGACCACGACUUCAACAAGUGGUACGACGGCGACUUCAAAAAGCACCCGUAUUCGAUAUUCUUAUCUCGAAACGGGUAUAUGCUAGGCUCAGCACCUCAUGCCGCAAGUAUGCUCUCGAACCCGAUCCAUCCCAUUUUCGCCCCGGAUAACUGGUACGGCCCGUACAACUACCCAUUAUUUUUGAGUAUCGCUUGGCCUGCAUUGCAACUCGCUUCGCUUUGGAUUUCGCACGAUAGCUGGUUGUUCGACUGGUGGGUGCAUUUGUACUACGGACAACCGCAAGUCGACAGGAAAGGGCGAAUAUAUCUUGGCCCGAAUCCGAGAGAAGGGUGCCUUGACUGUAGAAGCAUGGUUGCAAAAGAGAUGAGAAAGCUAGCCGGGCAAAUUAACUUUGUGAUCCUGCCGCCUAAGUUACUGCGCGGUGCUCUGGCGUCCAGUAAUCGCUCUACACGGACCUUUAUCAAAAAUCUCAUGCGGGAGGAGACGUCGGCGUCGGCGUCAUUCUUUGAGGCUUUCCCCUGCGCAAAGAAACCUGUUAUCGCACUGAGUUCGGACUUUUACCACAUCGCCCUGGCCGGAACGAGUGGUGGAAAUAGCAGUAUCACUGGGGCCAAGAAACUACAACACCACUUCGGAAUGGCGCAUACUCUUGUACACGAACUUGCCCAUGCGUUGGUAUCGAUAUGGCACCCGUGGACUUCGAUGAAAAUCGAGCCGUUACACAGGCUCGAUGAUCUCCCAGAGGCUGGCAAAUCGUGGGAGGAUUAUGUUUUUGGCGCGGAACUCAUUACGCUUCAUGGCGCCAGCCCGAUGAUGUGCAGGGAGUGGGACCAUUCCUUGCCUCUUAUGACAAAUAGUCGUAAUAUAUCACCACUGCCUCUGUCAUCUGCCGUUCCGGAGUCGUGGACGAACACCUGGUUUCUACCACAGACAUGGGAGAACAUGUAUAUGUUGCGAGGUGCUCUCAAGGCACCAUCAAUACGACAAGGAGCACCGGUUAUUGCGGCAUCUCGAGUCAUAGGGAACAAAGAAGUGUUGGUAUUAUACUACCAUGGGGUAGAUGUGAUGGGCGACGAUGAGCUGGCCGUGUACCAUGCGAGGUAUUUGGAGGGCCAGCUCCAAUCCCAAAGUUCAGGACAUCAACUAUCCUCCACGGCAGCAUUUAGCGUUGGAACCCAACAGCAAAUCCGAUUGAUUCACGCCACGGCCAACUUAUGGGCCGUACAAACGCUUAGUUUUGCUCACAUAAACAACUCCGCCGGCCCUAGUCUCAUCCCCGUAGCGCAUGCCUCCUCUUCACAGUCGCCACCCCGACUAGUACGACCACCACCAUUACCUAAUCCAGAAACCUUCUGUUCCAAAUACCUGCAGAUUUGGCGCAAUGAAAGUGUUAUAUCCUUCAACGCAGGCAACUCAUCAUCGCUCCGGCUGCAUCACGCACAUCCAUACAUGCACCUCACACUCCCGCGAUGUCGGUGCAACGGUUGCAUGUCUGUUAUGCAAAGCAUGAUCGACGCGGAAAAUGGAACAGCAUCUCCGGAAACGAAGAGAGGGCUCGAGGAGAUGGAACUCGGUAGCCGUUUUGGGGAGAUAUUUUAUGGGAAUCUUUCAAAGUGGAGGGCGAGGGGUGGUGUUGGUGAUGUUCGUCAUGGUUUUCUUGAUGGUAAUGGUAGUGGCUGA
Molecule: messenger RNA, 1791 nt
Organism: Cucurbitaria berberidis CBS 394.84
Lineage: Eukaryota; Fungi; Ascomycota; Dothideomycetes; Pleosporales; Cucurbitariaceae
Exons: 1
Coding region: 1-1791 (596 amino acids)
Source: RefSeq, a predicted model, not a curated record